CCAUUCACUGGCUGUCACACCGCGGCGGCUCCAGGACGAGCGAGCAACGGCAGUAAUCCCGCACACUGCUCCGUCUACACCCCCGCAGACAUGGCUCUGGAUGUGUCGACGCGCGCCGCGCUCCUGCCCCCCUCCCUCAGCGCCUUUGCGCUCUAGCUGUGCGCACCACCCACCCCCCCCCCUCCACUCGGCCCGUGGCCCGUCCCGCUACCGACCUGAAAGCUGUUGUUAUUGUUGUUAUUUUUUUAUUUUUUGAAGACCACGCCGUGUAGCAGAGAGGGGGACAGAAGAGACCGAGCGGCGGAGAGAGGGACCACCCGGUCGCGACAGAAGAAAGGGCCGUUUUUAGGAUACCGGGCAACUGGAGCGGCUUUUUGUGCGCGCUCCAUCAUGGCCAGCGACUCUCCGGCUCGGAGUUUGGACGAAAUCGACCUGUCCGCUCUGAGGGAUCCUGCUGGAAUCUUUGAGCUGGUUGAGCUGGUGGGAAAUGGCACCUAUGGACAGGUGUACAAGGGGCGCCAUGUUAAGACUGGCCAACUGGCAGCCAUCAAGGUCAUGGAUGUCACCGGGGAUGAGGAAGAGGAGAUUAAAGCAGAAAUUAACAUGCUGAAGAAAUACAGUCACCAUCGGAACAUCGCCACCUACUACGGAGCGUUCAUCAAGAAGAACCCCCCGGGCAUAGAUGACCAGCUAUGGCUCGUCAUGGAGUUCUGUGGAGCCGGCUCGGUGACGGACUUGAUCAAGAACACGAAGGGAAACUCUCUGAAAGAGGAGUGGACCGCUUACAUCUGCCGAGAGAUCCUCAGGGGUCUGACUCAUCUCCAUCAGCACAAGGUCAUCCACAGAGACAUCAAGGGACAGAACGUCCUGCUGACUGAGAACGCAGAGGUCAAACUAGUGGACUUUGGCGUGUCAGCCCAGUUGGACAGGACCGUGGGGAGGAGGAACACGUUCAUCGGGACGCCGUACUGGAUGGCGCCGGAGGUUAUCGCCUGUGACGAGAACCCCGAGGCCACGUACGACUUCAAGAGUGAUUUAUGGUCCCUGGGAAUCACAGCGAUAGAGAUGGCUGAAGGGGCGCCACCGCUGUGUGACAUGCACCCGAUGAGAGCCCUCUUCCUCAUCCCGCGCAAUCCCGCCCCCAGACUCAAGUCAAAGAAGUGGUCCAAGAAGUUCCAGUCGUUCAUAGAGAGCUGUCUGGUCAAAAGCCACAGCCAGAGACCCAGCACCGAGCAGCUUCUCAAACACCCGUUCAUCCGAGAGCUGCCCAACGAGAGGCAGAUCCGCAUCCAGCUGAAGGACCACAUCGACCGCACCAAGAAGAAGAGAGGAGAGAGGGAUGAGACAGAGUACGAGUACAGCGGCAGUGAAGAGGAGGAUGAAGAAAGGGAAAUGGGUGAACCAAGCUCCAUCAUCAACGUCCCCGGAGAGUCGACCCUGAGGCGGGACUUCCUGCGCCUCCAGCUGGCCAAUAAGGAGCGAUCGGAAGCGCAGCGGCGGCAGCAGCAGCAGCAGCUGGAGCAGCAGCAGAAUGAGGAGCACAAGCGCCUGCUGUUGGCUGAGAGACAGAAACGCAUCGAGGAGCAGAAGGAGCAGAGAAGGCGUCUGGAGGAGCAGCAGCAGCGAGAGCGAGAGCUCAGGAAGCAGCAUGAGAGGGAACAGAGGAGGCGCUACGAGGAAAUGGAGCAGCUCCGGAGAGAGGAAGAGAGGAGGCAUUCGGAGAGAGAACAGGAGUAUAUCCGUAGACAGCUGGAAGAGGAACAGAGGCAGUUAGAGAUUCUCCAGCAGCAGCUACUGCAGGAACAGGCAUUGCUGAUGGAGUACAAACGCAAACAGAUAGAGGAGCAGCGGCAGGCAGAGCGGCUGCAGAGGCAGCUCCAGCAGGAGAGAGCCUACCUUGUGUCUCUGCAGCAGCAGCAGCAGCAGGAGGGAAGGCAGGCAGAGAAGAAACCGCUUUACCACUACAAAGAUAUCAACAAUCCCAGCGACAAGCCUGCCUGGGCUAAAGAGGUCCCGAAGCAGCAGCAUGUUCAGAGUAACCUGCCCCGCCCCCAACCACGACAUCACCAGUCGUUCAACCGACCGGCUUCAUCCCCCGUCCCUCACGGCCAACACAGAGCUCAGGCACCUAAGAGAGCCCAGUGCGAUAAUGCCCAUCUCCUCCCCACCCAAAUCCCCAACAUCCGCAUUUCCCUAGACCCCGGAGAAGCCCUCGAUGCGGGGCUCUUGCAGGAGAUAAGUCAGCAGGUCAGAGAGUUCAGGGCUAGUUCUAGGGGCCAAAUUCCAGGGCCCAUCCUGGAACACACUCCAGGCAAAGGGCCCAGUAAGGAGCCUACUAAGGGUAACAAAGGGCGUCCUAGAAAAGAGCCAGUCAGCCAGUCCAAUCCAGUACCCAAUCCAUAUCCUGUGGGGCCUCAGAAAGAGAAGCCUAGAGACAGGCCUCUCUCUGCGCCCAGUCAGGCAGCCAUCCAGGGGCUAAUGCCUCCUGACCCACAGUUUAAGGCCCCACAACCUCAUCCUCAGCCGCCGGGACAGAUCCAGGCACCUCAGUCUGGAACUAAUCACUUAUCCAUCCCUGGGGUCAAACUGGUGGAGGAGCGAUCUAAGCUGAACAGACAGAGCUCCCCAGCGCUGCCGCACAAAGUGGCCAACCGCAUCUCCGACCCCUCCCUCCCUCCCCGCUCCGAGUCCUUCAGCAGUGGGGGCAUGCAGCCCGCCCGCACCCCACCCACCCACCGCUCCAUCGAACCACAGAUGGCGCACCUUAUUCCAGUGAAGAUCCACUCCGCCUCAAUGUCCGGCUCGCAGUCUCUGCAGGACCAGACGGGCUCGGCUCUGAGUGAGGGGCUUAGCGUGGGCUCCCCCAGGCCCGAGAUGCCGCGCCAGAACUCAGACCCCACUUCGGACACCCCCGGACCGCCGCAGCGCAUCACAGGCAGAGAGGACCGGGACAGAGACAAGGACCGGGACAGGACCGCCUGGCUGAGAGAGGAGGACCUCCCGCCCAAGGUCCCUCAGAGAACCACUUCCAUCUCCCCAGCCCUGGUCAGGAAGAACUCCCCUAAUGGAGGAGUGGGUCUGGGACCUCGCACAGGUUCUCACCUCAUACGGGCCAGUAACCCAGACCUGCGGCGCUCCGAGCUCUCUCUGGACGCCAUGCUGCAAAGAACUUCCUCCAACUCAUCAUCCUCCUCCUCCCCUUCAUCUCAGGGAGGCUCAGCUGAGAGGAGAGGUCAAGCCAAACUGGAAGAAUCCCCUCCAGGACCCAAUCAGGAGGCAAAGUCCAAACAGGAGGAGGGCCGUGAAUCUGCCAGACCCAGCAGACCUGCAAGCUAUAAGAAAGCCAUAGAUGAGGACCUAAGUGCAUUGGCCAAGGAACUCAGAGAAUUGAGGGUGGAGGAGGGCAGCAGACCGCCAGUCAAGGUGACAGACUACUCGUCCUCCAGUGACGGCUCAGAGAGCAGCGAUGAGGACGGGGAGACAGUGGGCCAUGAUGGGACUGUUGCUGUUAGCGACAUCCCCCGCAUCAUGCCAGCAGCAAAAAGCAGCGGUGAGACGUAUGGAGGGCUGACAGAGGACUCUCUGGGAGAUGCCUAUAAUAGCUCCAAGGAUGGCACUCUAGUGAUGAGAGAGACGGAGGAGAGGAGGAGAGGGAGCCACACUGAGAGUAAUGGGUUUGGGAAUCACAGUAACCACGGUAACCUCCCUGACCUGCUGCAGCAGAGCAACUCUCCCUCGGCAACACCCACCUCGGCUUUGCAGGAACUGGGCGACAUGGCGGAGUUCGGUCUGGGCGGGUCCAAAUCGUCCUUCACCCCAUUUGUUGAUCCCCGUGUCUAUCAAACCUCCCCAAGUGAGAACGACGACGAGACCUCCGCCGAAGCCAUGUUUUCUAGCGAGCUGCUGAGGCAGGAGCAGGCCCGGCUAAACGAAGCCCGCAAGAUCUCCGUGGUCAACGUCAACCCCACCAACAUCCGACCCCACAGCGACACUCCGGAGAUCCGCAAAUACAAGAAGCGCUUCAACUCAGAGAUCCUGUGUGCUGCACUCUGGGGCGUGAACCUGCUGGUGGGGACGGAGAACGGUCUCAUGCUACUAGACCGAAGCGGACAGGGAAAAGUCUAUAACCUGAUCACCAGGCGGCGCUUCCUACAGAUGGACGUGCUGGAGGGGCUCAAUGUGCUGGUCACCAUAUCUGGGAAAAAGAAUAAGUUGCGUGUCUACUAUUUGUCCUGGCUGAGGAACAGAAUAUUACACAACGACCCGGAAGUAGAGAAGAAGCAGGGAUGGAUUACAGUCGGGGAGCUGGAGGGCUGUGUGCAUUAUAAAGUUGUCAAAUACGAGAGGAUCAAGUUCCUUGUGAUUGCUCUGAAGAACUCUGUGGAAAUCUAUGCCUGGGCUCCCAAACCCUACCACAAGUUCAUGGCCUUUAAGUCCUUCACCGAGCUGCAGCACCGUCCCCAGCUGGUUGACCUGACGGUGGAGGAAGGUCAGAGGUUGAAGGUCAUCUACGGCUCCAGCGUGGGCUUCCACGUCAUUGACGUGGACUCGGGCAACCCUUACGACAUCUACAUCCCCUCGCAUAUCCAGAGCCAGGUGACGCCCCAUGCCAUCGUGGUGCUCCCUAAAACGGAUGGAAUGGAGAUGCUGCUGUGUUACGAGGACGAGGGCGUCUACGUCAACACCUACGGGCGGAUCACCAAGGACGUGGUGCUACAGUGGGGAGAGAUGCCUACCUCCGUUGCCUAUAUCCACUCAAAUCAAAUUAUGGGCUGGGGGGAGAAAGCCAUAGAGAUCCGCUCCGUAGAGACCGGUCACCUGGAUGGAGUCUUCAUGCACAAGAGAGCCCAGAGACUCAAAUUCCUUUGUGAGCGGAACGACAAGGUGUUCUUUGCGUCGGUGCGCUCAGGAGGCAGCAGCCAAGUUUUCUUCAUGACCCUCAACAGAAGCUCCAUGAUGAACUGGUGAGGGCUCUUCCCCGCGCUCCGCCCCGCCUCUCUCUUCCCCGUCAGCCCGGCCCGGCCUCACACCUCGGCCCCCCCGCGGCGCUUCUCACAAACGGAACAGAUCACAAGUGAACUCUACUAACACUCGAGAGACUAAAAAAAAACACGUAGGACAAAAGUAAAAAAGUUAACGUAGAUAAAAAAAAAAAAAAGAAGAAAAGAACAAAGAUCUUUUCUGAGUGAGGAGCCGUGCCGCCCCAGGUCACGUCGGGUCACGCAGAAGCCGCCGUCUCUCAACUGACGGGAGAACUGGUGCCACUGACUUUCCAAACAUCCUCUUCCUCUGUCGGUAACUGCAUUCAAGUGUUGAAAGCUGUAGAAAUGCACCCUGCCUCCACCCCUCCGUUCUUAAUCCUCUACUACUCCCUGGUAGAUCUAGCCAUCACCUUUUUUUUUUUUAAUUCUUUGACGCCCCGGUGCUCCGUUUGCUUCCUAUCUGCCACACGUGGGCUUCUUAACGGAGAACUUGCACCUCAGAGGUCGAAGGAAAAGCUGAAUAUGAUUUCAAUAUGAAUUGCAGUUCUUACAUUGAAUGGUGACAGGGCAGCUGAGGGAGGAGAGGUCUACUCCUGAUUGAUGUUUUCAUUCUUCUUCGUCACUCCCCUUCACCUCCUCCACUUCCUCUUCUCGCCUUCAUUUCGGGCCCCCGAGUAAACUGAAUGGUGAUUAUUGUUGGAUGGCAUUUUGCUGAUGGAGACGCGUUGAGACAAUCUGCUGUCACAGGUGGGUCGUCACAGUAUGCAAUGAUGAUGUCUGUGUCCCUUUAAAACAAAAUCACUGGCCCAUCGUUUCACCGCCAUCUCCCUCUUUUCCCUCUUACGUCUUUAAACUCUGAAGGUGCUGCAUCAGAUAUACUGUAAUAUUAAAUGAACAAUGAGAGCGUCAUUCGGUUCAGUCCUUUUUUUUAAAAAUUUCUGUUAUUUUAUUUUUCUGUGACCGAGUCGGUCGGUCUUUGAAGCGUGACGAAAUGUACAGCACAUACGUGUUUCUGAAAUCAGGAGUGUAUGUUAAUGUGUGUGUGUGUGUGUGUGUGUUUGACUUGGUGUUGAAAUGAGUCCCAUUCCAAUCAAAGUGGUACAUUAAAAUCAAUGUCCAAAAAUAAAAGAGUCGAGUAAUUCAGUCUCUGUGCGUGAACUUUUAGCCGAAUGCGACGUGGAGUGUGUUUACCUGCAGAUUUACAAUAUUGUCUUCUUAGUAUGACGUUUAUCAGUUAGUGUGUCUGAACAUCAAGCAUUUAAAGAUUUGCAAUAUAAGCGAUUGGUCUUUGUUUUUUGCUGUUUCUCUUUCCACAGUAUGUUUUGGGCUUUUCACAAAUACAGCCAUGCUGCUGUGAGGGAUUUAAAGACCCUUAUCAUGAAUUUAACCUCAACAGAACAUGCGCUGCAAUCCCAAAUACUGUGUGCAUGUGAAACAUGUCAUUAUCAGAACCUGUGGUGUCUUUUUGAAUCAUGCUCUUCCCUGAUUGGUUCUUCUGAAUUUUGGCUCCUUCCUGUUUGUAUAGUGCCUAGCAUGAUGUAAGCAAAACAAAAGUGGAGGUCAAAAGAUUAUCGCUCAUUAAUACUUUGAGUGUUAUUAUUUUCCUUUAACACAUUGCUGUUGUCAUUUCUCUUCUGAUGGAGAUAUAGGUCAACAUAUUUGAGACUUGAUUAAUUCUUUAAACUAAACAUGUUAUGAUGAAACGCUGCAAUUUCUUUCUGAAAACUUUACUGUAUCAAAUGUAAAAGACUAUUGAGGGUGGACUUCUUCAUGCAUAUUCAUCCACAUUGGAGAGCACUGUAAUGCAGAUUAGUCGCAUGUCCGGUGUAUACAGGGCAGGUUUGCCCUGUCAGGUUGGCCUAUGGUUAACAAACGAAAGGUCACAACACUGACUCACUGAAUUACAUCAUUUUUUUCUGUCAAAUUUGAAUUUCUUUUUAAAUUGAUUUGACAUUUUCAAGGACUUUGAACAUGUCCACUGAGUAGCUGCUCUUGCACAGUUGCAAGUAAGGAUCACAGAUUUUGAACAUUUUAGCAAUAAAGAGAGCUGAAGAAAACCACUGUCUUCCCUGUGUGUGCGGCAUGCAAUUGUGUGUAUAAUUAAAGAGAAAGUGUGAAUGGGGCAUUAUUAUUAUUCGUAUUACGUUUGUUCAUCACAGAAUUCACUCUUCCCGUUGGGAAAGGCUGUCAGUCAUCACACUGAGGACUCUCCUUUCAAAGACGAAACCACUGUAUUUUUAAUUAUGUCUAUUUCUUGUUUUCUUUAUUUUGAAAGAGCAUUACUAAUGUCCUGUUUGGGAUUUGUUUGUUUUGUAAAAGAGAUACUGUUAGAGAGAAAUAAAUAAAACUAGAGCAUUAUGUUUCUGGA
Messenger RNA from Pungitius pungitius (ninespine stickleback), 7350 nucleotides. RefSeq names its product TRAF2 and NCK interacting kinase a (gene tnika). Lineage: Eukaryota; Metazoa; Chordata; Actinopteri; Perciformes; Gasterosteidae. Gene Ontology annotation, biological process: protein phosphorylation. The coding region runs from base 391 to 4968 and encodes 1525 amino acids. Gene Ontology annotation, molecular function: ATP binding; protein kinase activity. The transcript has 35 exons. The record is from RefSeq and is a predicted model, not a curated record.